Molecule: messenger RNA, 1610 nt
Organism: Suricata suricatta (meerkat)
Lineage: Eukaryota; Metazoa; Chordata; Mammalia; Carnivora; Herpestidae
Gene: ADARB1
Product: adenosine deaminase RNA specific B1
Exons: 10
Biological process (GO): adenosine to inosine editing; RNA processing
Cellular component (GO): nucleolus; cytoplasm
Molecular function (GO): double-stranded RNA binding; tRNA-specific adenosine deaminase activity; double-stranded RNA adenosine deaminase activity
Source: RefSeq, a predicted model, not a curated record
UUUCUCAUUUGUUUUCCAGGCACAGAUGUGAAAGAUGCCAAGGUGAUAAGUGUCUCUACGGGAACAAAGUGCAUUAAUGGCGAGUACAUGAGUGACCGUGGCCUUGCCUUAAAUGACUGCCAUGCAGAAAUAAUAGCUCGGAGAUCCUUGCUUAGAUUUCUUUAUACACAACUUGAGCUUUACUUAAACAACAAAGACGAUCAAAAAAGAUCCAUCUUUCAGAAGUCAGAGCGGGGUGGGUUCAGGCUGAAAGACAGCGUCCAGUUCCACCUGUACAUCAGCACGUCCCCCUGUGGGGACGCCAGGAUCUUCUCACCGCACGAGCCGAUUCUGGAAGAGCCAGCGGACAGGCAUCCAAACCGCAAGGCCAGAGGACAGCUGCGGACGAAAAUAGAGUCUGGCGAAGGCACGAUUCCAGUGCGGUCCCACGCCAGCCUGCAGACGUGGGACGGGGUGCUGCAGGGCGAGAGGCUGCUCACCAUGUCCUGCAGCGACAAGAUGGCCCGACUGGACCCCCAAGAGUCCGCUCGCUCCCUCAGCGCCGCCCUGGCUGUCACGCUCUGUGUCAGCGCUGGUGGCACGGCGCACCCUCAAGCACAGGGAUGCGACGGCUGCAACUCACCCACAAGCGUUAGCAGAGUCAGUGUUUGCUUCUUCAAAGACCGUGGUGGAAGUCGGCGGAAGACCGUGGUCAAGGUCAGGGGGAAGACCGUGGUCAAAGUCGGGGGGAAGACCGUGGUCAAAGUCAGGGGGAAGACCGUGGCCGGUGUGGUCAGCCGUGUGGGGCGGCCGCCCGGAGGCCUGGCCACGGCGCCCGCGGGCUGUGUGACGUCCCCAGGAUGGCUGGCGGAGGGCUCGCGUGUGCAGACUCACGCCCUUGUGGGGGAGCGGGUGCGGCCCGGGUGUCUGGUCCGGAAGGACCGGCCUGUGCACCCCGUCCUUCGGGCUUGCUCCUCGUCCGCCCUGUCUCCAGCCUUCCCCACACACGGCACCGCCUCGGCGAGGUGCUUCUUGGACUGUGCGGGCGGCUGCGGUCACCCGGAGCAGAAGCAGAGCACAGGCCCGACGGUGGGGCCCACGGAGCCGGGUGGGCGUGCCCGGUCCGCGCGUGUUCUGAAGAUGCCCCCCGAGGCAGGGUGGCCGCUGUCUCCCCGAAGAACGGAGGCGGCGCUCAGGGCCCCAACGGGGGAGGUGUGCACCCAGCUCCAGUUCUCUGAGGGUCUCGUGAGCACCUGGCCAGCAGGCAUCAGCAACGCGGAGGCACGGCAGCCGGGGAAGGCGCCCAACUUCAGCGUCAACUGGACGGUGGGUGACUCGGCCAUCGAGGUCAUCAACGCCACCACGGGGAAGGACGAGCUGGGCCGUGCGUCCCGCCUGUGUAAGCACGCCUUGUACUGUCGCUGGAUGCGUGUGCACGGCAAGGUUCCCUCCAACUUGCUACGCUCCAAGAUCACGAAGCCCAACAUGUACCAUGAGUCCAAACUGGUGGCGAAGGAGUACCAGGCCGCCAAGGCGUGUCUGUUCAAAGCGUUCAUCAAGGCGGGGCUGGGCGCCUGGGUGGAGAAGCCCACGGAGCAGGAUCAGUUCUCUCUCACACCCUGACCGGGGGC